Molecule: messenger RNA, 3038 nt
Organism: Folsomia candida
Lineage: Eukaryota; Metazoa; Arthropoda; Collembola; Entomobryomorpha; Isotomidae
Exons: 6
Coding region: 116-1636 (506 amino acids)
Biological process (GO): transmembrane transport
Cellular component (GO): membrane
Molecular function (GO): transmembrane transporter activity
Source: RefSeq, a predicted model, not a curated record
AACAGAGAUACAGCUGGAUCUGUUCAAUUAGCAGUGCAAAAUACAGGAGUUUAAAGAAAUCAGAUAAACAUUUGAAAAGUUUCUGUUUAAUUGAACUAAGAAAUUCUUAGUAAGAAUGCCUCUGAAUAAUGAGAGAAGAUCAUUUUGGAUCUCGUGCAAGGAUUUGUCGGUAGAACCGGCCGGAUUCCUCCUCGUGCUCAGCAUGGUAGUUUCUACUCUCUUGUUUCAAAAUAUCAGGAUGGAAACGACUUGUCGUGUCGAUCUGGGCUACGAUAUGGAAGUCUGCAAAGAGAUUAUUAACAAAGUCAACAUCACUUACAAAACAGAGGAGCGCGAAAUUCAAAAAGCCGUCGCGGGUAUUCAAGCCGUCACGUCCGUCGUGUUCAGCUGUAUCACCGUCUUCGUCGUGUUCUUCACCGGACCAUGGAGUGACACCCACGGGCGGAAAAUUCCCCUCGUCAUCUCAACCAUGGGAUUAAUGUUAAUGCCAACGAUGAUGAUCGUUGGCUACCUAUGCCUCGGAAAAAUUAGCGCCGUCUACAUCUCACUUCUCGCCAUGUUGCCGACCACCUUGAGCGGCGGCGCUACAGUGUACUCUAUGUCGGCGGGAUCGUACAUUUGCGAUACGACAACGCCGAAAAACAGGACGGUGAGAAUGGGCGUCUUCUGGGCAUCCGUGAGAUCCAGUACGCCCAUCGGGUUCAUGCUUGGCGGACUCUUAAUGAAGUGUCAAGUCGGAAUGGUAAAGUCGCUACUAAUUCCUGUGGGAUUAUCGGGAUUAGCGUUUCUUAUAGUGUUCUUGAAGGUCAGAAACGGAAAACCGGAGGCAGUCUUUAUCGAUAGCGGGGAAAAUGGCGGGACCGCUAAAUAUAGCGGGGAAAACGAUGAGGUGGAAAAAUUUAGUGGGGAAAGAGAUACGAUUGAAAAAUUUAGCGGGAAAAAUGAUAGGACCGCUAAAUAUAGCGGGGACAAACCUUGCUGGAGAAAAUACAACCCGGUAACGAAUUUGAUACAAGUGUUUGGGAUGCUGUUUCAAAAGCGGGAGCACGCUUUGUGGUUCUACUUGCUGAUUUUGGCCCACAUUUGCUACGCUUCGCCAGGUGCUGAGCAAUCACUUGUGUACCUCUUCGUCAGGGAGAGACUUCAGUGGAAUAUCAGCAAUUUUGGGUUCUUUUCAAUGAUUAACUGGGUGCUGAGUGCGGGUGGGGUUUUUCUUUCGAUGUUUGUGUUAAGCAAAACUCUUAAACUGUCCGAUCCACUAGUGGGAUUUGUGUCAGGAAUAAGCCAGAUUUCGGGAUCGACAAUGUACGCGUUUACUACGACGCGGAUAAUGAUGUUUUGCGCCUCCGUCCUGGACAUGAUGAAUGGCACAAUUGGAGUUGUUGUUAAAUCCAUGCUCUCAAAAUCGGUGGCGAUUAACGAAGUCGGUAAAUUAUUCGCACUACUGGGCGCGAUUGACAGCCUUCUCCCAUUGGUCACCAUGCCAACGUACGCUUUCGUGUAUCGCAGUACGGUAACAUUCUUCUCAGGAGCUUUCUUCCUCCUCUCGGCAGGGAUAACGCUACCCGUGGAAAUUAUUUUUAUGAAUGGGUGGAGAUAUUGGGAGUCAGAUGUGGAUAACGUACGCCGGAGAUGACAAGGAAGCGGAAGCGUGGAAAUGUAUCGGCCUGGGACGGUCUCUAAGGCGAAGUUUGACCACGAGACCGCUCGGUGUCAUUAUUUCCGAAGACGUAUCACAGGAGAUGAAGGAGCUACUGAAAUCCGAGUUUCAAGUUUGUCGCCGUAUAAACCCAAGGGGAAAACCUAAGGAUGGGAGAAACUUGCAAUUCCGCUCACUGGCAAAACUUGACAUCCUCCGAAUUCCUCAACUCAAAGGCAGCGUAUUUCUAGACUGCAAUUGCCUCGUUCUGAAAAAUUGCGACUCAAUCUUCCGCGACAAAGGUAUGCAGUGGAUCGACACGGAUGAGCAUCGUCAUGCUGCAAUUUUUGUCAACUCGAAACAUGGAAAGAGAACUGGAAUGAUGAUUGAUCAAAUUGUUGAAAUUGAAAAUGAAAAUGACACCACUUGCACGAAAAAUAGUAUUGCUCAGCUCGAGGAAUUCUACGGAAAACUUACCUACUGUAAAGAGGUUAACAUUUCCUAGUCAGUUACAUAAAACUACAAAAGUAGAGAUAAAUAUAUAUAUUACUGAUAUUAUUAAUUUGACACAUUAUAGAAUACGUAAUAAAUAUCUGUAUUUCAGCGAAUAUCCCCAAGCAGUUAAUGGAGAUGAUGUGAAGAUGGUGUAUUUCAUGAAUGGAGGUCAUCCCAUGGAAGUAUCAUGUCAAAAGUUCUACACCUUUGAGUAUGAUUUGACGAAAAUUUGGAAUUCACUUGUAUCUCCGAUCCGUUCUAAAGAACUGGUAAAUAAUUUGUUUUCUAUCUUGCGACAUCUAACACUUUGAGUUUCAUUUCUCUUUCUUAUAUCUCAUUUAUUAUAUCUCAUUUACUACGAAUUACAUCCAACUAGAAAAAUUUCAACUAGACUAAUUCUCUAGCUAGAAUAAUUUUGAGGGACGGAUUUUUUUAAUUUACGGCUUUCAAAAGAUUUGAAACAGAAGUAAUAUGUACUGUAAUCAUUUGGAGAUUUCUAACAAUAUAUGCGAUAUUAGUGUGCAGUGAAGGAUAAUUAUGAGGACGGUAUUCGUUAUGUAGUUGGAGUUUUGUUGGUAAUAAGGCGAUCGAAUGUCACACGGAUAUUAAAGUUCAUUUUAGUUACUGUGAAUUUAAUUCUUAAGUCAUUACGAAUUAUGUAAAUUUUGACUACUUAAUUUAGAGUGACUGGUGGGACAUGUGACUGACUCUGAUAAAGUCACGAGCGAGAAUAAGUGCUGAAGGCCAUAAUUUUGGUGGUAAAAUAAAGUCACAAUAAAAUCGACGUUCAGACUGAAGGACUUACACAAAUUUUCCGACAAAGUUAGAGACAAAGAACUUGUGUCGACACAUUAAAUCCCUAAUACACACUGUGCCCACCUGAUUAUCAUAAAUAGAUCAACUA